AUGGCGACUAUGACCGCCACGACCACUGCCAACAUGCAGACGAAGACCUCUCGUGUCGAGAAAGCAGAGAAGUCGAUUGUUGGAGACUUCAGCUGGAGCGAUGUCCUUGUCCCUGAGAAGGCUGGUACUGGUCUCACUAAAUGGCACUAUCAACGACGAACACUAGUUCAAUAUGCCUGUCUAUUCAUAAUGGGCCUGACAUCGUUCUAUAAACUCCAAUCCCCAGCUCUACGUGCUGCAGGAUUGGGUUUCCUCUUUCCUGGAGCUGGUCUCACCGCCGUCUGCACAAUUCCUUCGAUACUGUCCUUUAUCGUCUCAACUGCACUCAUACCCUUUGUGCUCUUUGCCUGGUUUGGGAUGGGCGGCGUCGUGUUCCCAAUCCUCCUCUGGACCGGUACUGCAGUUCUAUCUGCCGUUCUUGCCAAAGACUCAGUCCUCGAACUAGCUGCCCCGUUAUGGUCCGCCAUCUGCAUCGGCGGUAUCAUCUAUAUCACAUACUCGACCCAUCGAGCAAACGCAGAGGCACGUCGGAAACGUGAGUCGCGCAACAACUAUCUCAUCGAUGAAGUACGGAACAAUCAAGCCCAAGCCGUCCAACCUGAACCAGGUUCUCGUGAAGUUGACGAGAAAAACCUUCGCUUCCUGCAAUGGUUCCUUGAACUCGGCCUAACUCCCAGAGACGACUUCUCCUAUCACGAUGUGAUCGACCAGUUCCAAACUUCGGCGAUCCGAUACCAGCUCUAUGAGACAGUCAGCGAUCUCGGACUCUAUCAGAACGUCUACUGCCCAAAUUUCCAUGGAUAUCUGUCCCAAGCACAGCGCAACGUGAUUGAGAAAAGUUUCACCAAGAAAGUCAUGGAGUUCUGGAAAUGGGAAUCAAUGGCAGGCAAAUUCAACGCACAUGACUGGGACCCGAUCAAGAAAGACAACAUCAUGGUCACGGGCUACAUCCUGCAAGCCGUAGGAAUCUACCAGUCUAACACUGGAGACGAACGAUACACCAAACCCGGCAGCAUGACCUUUGAGAUCACGGACUCCAUCAAGUUUCCAUACGACUUGAAAGGCGUUGCCGAUGCCGUGUACAGAAACAUGAACGAAGCGGCCUACUGCCUCUAUCCUUGCGAGCCUAAUUGGCUGUACACCCCUUGCAACCUCGUCGGCAUCGGUGGCAUCCUCCUCACAGACCGUCUUCUAGGCAACAACUACGGCGAACAAUUACGAGAACGCUUCGAGCAUGCGUUAGAAACUGAAUUUACCGAUCCAGAUGGAAGCAUCCUGCCUAUUCGCAGCGAAUUGACUGGAUUUACGAUCCCCGGCCUCGCAGGUGCAUUGUCCGACGGUGUCAACUCGAUCCUAUGUGCCGCAUACCUGCCCGCCAUCGCGCACCGAAACUGGGCCUUCACCAAGAAAGAAACGCUCCACUACAACGAAAAGGGCCAGCUCGAAGUCCGCAACCUGAUGGGCGCCGACAAAUUGGACCCCGGGAACUACAAGGCUGGCGAGGGUGUGAUCCGCUGCAUCUGCGCCGCGGCGGCCGCCGAAUUCGGCGACGAGAAGAUCUGUGCCGAGCUCUUGAGGCAGUUAGAUGAGGAGUUCCAUCCGGUCUUCCGCACGCGCACGGGUUCGCUCAAGAAUAAAGGCGUCAGUACGCUCGAGCAGGGCACGACGACACGCGCGCGGAUUGGGAAGUUUCAGGAUUGGACGAAGAUGAUCCAGCGAGGACCGCCAGCGCAUAUCUUCCGCGCCCCGGUGUUGGAGGAAGUGCCCUUCCCGGACGUCCUGGUCGCGAAGGCGUACAGUAUGGACGGCGAAAGUGUGGAUCUUGUCUUAUACAAUGGUCGCGAGCCUGGGGUGUUUAAACUGGGUUUCAUUAGGUGUAAACCUGGUGAGCGGUACACGUUGAUGGGCCAGGAGCAGGUUGUUGCGAAGGACGGGACAGUGUCGUUCGAGAUCGAGAUUGAUGGUCGAACGGCAGGGAGGUUGAAACCUGUGCAGUGGAAUUGA
This is a messenger RNA of Rhinocladiella mackenziei CBS 650.93, 2004 nucleotides long. RefSeq lists its product as uncharacterized. Lineage: Eukaryota; Fungi; Ascomycota; Eurotiomycetes; Chaetothyriales; Herpotrichiellaceae. Bases 1 to 2004 code for a protein of 667 amino acids. The transcript has 6 exons. The record is from RefSeq and is a predicted model, not a curated record.